AUGUUACCUCCGGUCCACACGGAGAAUGUGACGGCGGUGAGGCUCUGCUUGGCCGAAGGCGCAGUCAUUGCGCUCGCUGGACAGCCGAUUGUAAUCGCUACCGGCUUCGUCACCAUCGAAUCCUUGGGCAAAGGCGCCACCAUCGACGCCGAGGGCUCCUCGCGCGCCUUCAUAUUGAAACAAUUCACGACGCUCGCUCUGCGGAGGGUGCACGUGCGCGACGGCUGCACGUGGGGAGGUGAGGGAGGCAGUGAGAUCACACGAGGGCACAGUGGCGGCGGCUGUUUCCUCGUCAACGUCGGAGCGCGGCUUAACCUCAUUGAGCUCGAGGUGUCGGGCUGCCGGAUGAGGGAGGGCGACAGCGACGUGACAGACAACGGGCACACAGCCACCAACCCAUAUGGCGGUGCGAUCGCGGUGUACGCGGGGCAUGUCUUGCUCAACAGGACAACCCUACGAAACAACUCGGCCCUCGACGGUGGCGCCAUCUUCGCGUCUCAUGGCCUCCUCGUGGUGAUCGAGAGCCUGCUGCAGGACUCGCGGGCGACGCGGCUGGGCGGCUGCGUGCUCCUCAUCGCGCGGUCGUUCGCCUACGUGUCCGGGUCCGCGCUGCAGGGGUGCCACUCGGACGGGUCGGGCGGAGGCAUUGCGGCCGAGGACGGCGCCUUCAUCGACAUGCAUGACUCCAACCUCUCCAGCUGCAGCUCCCUCUCCAACGCGGGCGGCGUUUCGCUCGGGCGGUCAGGCCACGGGGUGCUGCUCCGUACUAGCCUGAAAGACUGUAAUGCAGGGAGGCAGGGUGGCGCGAUCUGGGCGAGAGGCGGCACCCUCUGGCUGAUGGACUGUAACAUCCAGAGCUGCACUGCCGUCGAGGCGGGAGGAGGGCUCUACAGUGAGGUCGCAGCGGUGACCAUACGAGGCACCGAAAUCAGCUGGUGCUACGCGGGUCCGGCCACCGAUGAGUGUGCUUUCGACGGCGGAGAUGGGGGCGGCCUCUCAAUCCGCGGCGGUACACUGCACGGGAACACGGUCAGCAUCCGAGACUGCCGCGCUAAGAGGAACGGCGGCGGAUUGGAGGCCACCUCGGGCUCCUUGGUGGUACUGAACGCAUCGAGGCUCGAACGGUGCCAGCUCCACGAGGGCUUCUACGGGCAGGGGGCCGCCAUCUACACCGCGCACACGGCCAAUGUGACCAUGCACAACACCACCGUCUCGAAAUGCCACUCGGAACUGCUCGGGGGCACGCUCUAUAUUGAAGGAGACCUGAAAAUGAUGAACGAAUCGACAGUCACGCAAUGCCACUGGAAAGGCGUCUCCGUCUCGGGCUCCUACGAGUCGGCCGAGACUGGCGGCAUCAUCAUCGUGCUAGGACAGGGCAGGCUAACGAUGACCAACUCGAGCGUCGAGAAAUGCACGCUCAUCGACCCCCGCAGCACCGACAGCACCGACCCGGCUGCGGUCCGAGAAAGUAGCAGGUACGCAGUGGUGUCUGUGGGCGACACGAGCGUCGUCGAGAUCUACCACUCGGUGUUUCGAGAGAACAAGGAGGCGCGCUCAAAUGACAUGCUCUUAGGAGGCGUCGCCUCGUUCAUGAUUCAGAGCGGGUCCUCACUCCUCGCUGUCCAGCUGCAGAUUGAGCUGCCCUGCAUCGAUGCGAGUGUAGCCAUAAUCGACAACCAGGCAAAGAAUCUCCUCCGGACGGACCUCCUCCAUCCCUCGAUCGACUGGUCAAAGAGAGUAGCCUCCCCCAUCGUCGCACCCUUGAGGCCCUUCGAGCUGUCCUGGUGGGGUGCCUACAUCUCCGGCCAACUAGCCGACUUCUGGGGGUAUGAGAGUCCGGAUUUACGGGAGAGACCGGGCGCGGACGACGGUUUCGACGUUGGCGACGACGUUAGAAUCUACUUGACGCGAUUGGGGGUGGAGCCGGACGUGAUCAAGUCGCAAGCGGAUUGGGAAGAGGCGCCGCAACCUCGCAUUGCGCUGUUCGAGCUGCAGUACACACUUCCCCGUGACUCCAAUGCCAAAUGCCCCAGCACGCUGGCCUGUGACGGUGAAACCAUGGUUUGCUCCGCCGAUGGGGUCGCAGUCAUGCGCAAGUCGCUGUGGUCAGAGCCGUGCAGCGCGCAAAGCACUUGCGAGACUGGAGCUGUCUGUUCCCCUCACAACGUCUCAGAGACCGCAAACCUGUCCACUUCGAAAUGCACGUGCGAGGAGCCGAACCUGCCGGCGCCCGAUGCCCCGCAUUGGGAGGGCAAAUCGCUCGCGCCCUACGUGCGAGAAUACGGAUGCCUGUCGCCGCGCGAGGUGAGAAGCAUCGGGCUGGACCACCGCAAUGAAGAGCCCCUCGAGCUCACCAAGACGUGGGAGAAUGACGUGCAGGUGCGUCCGCUAAAGAUGUUCCUCGUUGAGACCACAGCUACUGGCAUCCAAAAGCAGGAGAUUCAGUGGAGCAUCGACACAAACCACCCCGACUGGUCAGAGUGGCUGACGGUGGAGCCAACUCGGGGUGUCAUCCCAGCCGACGAGCAGAUUGACCCGGUUGGAGGCAGGGUCAUCGCAAAUGUGACCGCGACGACCGCGGGCGUCAGGGAGAAGGAUACGUUCAUAGCCAAGCUGAACGUCACGGUGAGCGUGCUCGACAGAUCUCGCCCCAUCACAACCCGUCGCAUCCCUCUGGGCGGAGGCAGAGGCGUCACCGACGCAAUCACCGGUGCGAUCGGCGGAGUGAUCGACGGAGCGAUCGACAUGCUCUCGUCUGACCCGUCCGCAACCGCCGAACCCCUACCCGGCGGCAAUGCCAAUGGCAGGAUGAGGUCAGAGGAAAACGUGAUUGCGAGCAUCCCGGCCACGUUUGGAUUUGUCGUGAGCCCCAAGACCAGCAUGUGGGGCAAGCCGCGCGCGCACCGCUGCGUCUAUGGUGGGGAGAGGCAGGCGGCCAUCGAGGCAGACAACGCUACCCAGUACAGGCACAGGUGGGUGUUCGAUCUCGGCACAACCGGCGGCCUGGGUGCGGACGGCAACCCCAUCGAGAUCCCCUUCACGAUCUGCGACUUUGAAGGGUUCAACCUCAAGCACCCGUUGGGAGAUGAGACACCUAAGACGGAAACGGCAGGGGCACAUGACGCGAGGGGCGUGGUCGUGAGGGACGUCGGCUUCGAUCCACGCACACCGGAGUUCGUGUACACGACUGAGGGCUGCUGGCUAAAAGGAACCGGACAUUCGUGCUACAACUAUGUCAAGGACCAAUUUGGCUACCGCAACUCGACCAACCCAUUUGACUGCUUCCAGCAAAAGAAAAAUAUCACGUACGACUCGAAGGGCAAGUACACUCUCACCCUAGCCCCCCAAACGGUCCAGACUUACAACCUCCUGCUCUUUCUCGUGAACCAGUCGGACGGGAGGGAGCAGCCGUGCGGAGAGUACUUGCUCGACGAGGGUGAUCCAACAACGGCCACCUACGCGAUGAUCCAGGUACAGAUAAAGUGCCCCGAUGGCUUGAUUGAGCUCACGGAUAAAACUUGCGGCUGCAACAGAGGGUCGUCGGUGACUGGCAGUGUGUGCGUGACCGACACGUUGUCGCUCGUCCUCCUCUUCCUCGGCGGCCUCGCCUUCGCCCUGUUCCUCAUCGCACUGUGCGUCUGCGCGCGCCGCACGUGCAUCCAGCAGCGGGCCGCCCUCGCCGCCGCGCGGAGGGAGCGGCGCGAGCAGAACAAGCGCGUGCGCACGGCGAUCCACGACGCGACCACGCUCAAGUUCCCCCUCUGUACGAUGCCGCUCACCCGCUUGCGCGAGUUUGGACGGCUGGUCUCGUACGAGGAGGCGCGCGACGCAAACGUGCUCGUGUGCUGCGACUCGUGGGAGAAGGCCACGUCCUUCGCCGCGAGGCACCCGCUGAUCUUCAUCUCGCACCAAUGGCUCGCCUUCUCCACGCCCGACCCGCACCUCGCGCACUAUCCGAUCAUGAUCCGGGCGGUCGAGCUGCUGGCGGAAAAGCACGGCCUUGCGCUCGAGGACUGCCACAUCUGGUGCGACUAUCACAGCAUCCCUCAGGCCAACGACGCGACCAAGACGCUCGCGAUCGGCUCCAUCGGCCUGUACGCCGCAUGCACCUGCCACUUCAUCGUGUGCGCCCCCGAGACCUUCCACCUCGACACGCGCCUCCGCUGCGACAACGAGACCUACCUCGCGCGCGGCUGGUGCCGCCUCGAGCAGUGGGCCUUCAUGGCGGCCAACGGCGUCGAGGCGAUGCACUACUGCGAGCUGCACGACGGCGCCGCGGUCGGGCUGCACCCGGUCCUCGACGUCGCUUCGUGGCUCGAGACCUCCAUCAAGGUCUUUAUGGGCGACUUCACCGUCGAUUCCGACAAGUGGUUGCUCGUCGACGUCGUUCUCGGCCUGUACGGCCUAGCGUACAUCGCCAAGCUUCAGCGCGAGGCGGCGACCAGCGUGAGGGGUCGCGCGGUGUUGGAUCGGCUCGACAUCGACAUCGAGCCCGCCGGGGGGCAUCCCCCCUCGCCCGCCCGCGAGAAGAGCGUCGUCCAGUGGUGGGACCUGCUGCAAGCGCAAAAGGCAUCCAUCUUCCCGUCGUACCUCUUUGGGAACCUGCUCGACCUGCUCGAGUCGGAGCUCUCGGAGGCGAUGAAUCGGAGCAAGGGCGCGCGCCGCAAGAGGCGGAAGCGACCAGCCGAGAACAACGGGGGCGCCAAAACCUCGCCACGCGAGCCAAACGACGUGAAGCGGCUGGCGCACGGCCGGAAGCCCGAGAGGCGCAAGUCUGCCGCGCUCUUUGACCGCGACGGAUUCGAGACGGCACUGGAGCGAGCCCGUGCGCUGCACGCGAGCGCCCGGCUGUACAAGCGCACCAUCGAGCCGCAGCCGACGACGCUGCGGGGGGACGCCGCCUCUGGCCGCGUCACCGCGAUGGUGCGCGACGCUCUGAGCGUGGCCAGCGCCGGCCCACGCGAGCCCGAGAUCUUGAGCUACAGCUACCUCGAGCCCGACAGUGAGGACGACGACGGCGACGCAGAGGACGCGCCACCGCCGGCCUACCAAAUCACCACCAUAAAGGGCGCGUUCGACGACGGGAAGGACUCCCUCGAGCCUCCCGCCCGGCGUUGCCUCUGGGGCUUUCGCCCGACGCCGCACUUGACUGUCGGUGUUUGGUCUGCCUAG
Messenger RNA from Emiliania huxleyi CCMP1516, 5172 nucleotides. RefSeq lists its product as hypothetical. The record is from RefSeq and is a predicted model, not a curated record. The transcript is spliced from 5 exons. The coding region runs from base 1 to 5172 and encodes 1723 amino acids. NCBI's taxonomy places the organism in Eukaryota, Haptophyta, Isochrysidales, Noelaerhabdaceae.